CUCACACAGAAAUAUGGAUGAGACGAUGUUACAAGUCAACGGCUGUCAGACUGACCCCCGCUGCAUGGGCCCAUAAACAUGUCCACAGAUGACAGUAUCUCUGAGGAUGUGUCCAGCUCGGGGGCCUUGAGCCACUGCCAUGCCAGUCCGGACUUGGAUGGAGGUAAGGAGAGCGAGACCUCUCUGGUGUCCUCCGAGGGGACGUCAGCCUCGGGGCUCGCCAUCUCCGAGGGCACGAGACGCGCCACCUCCCAGACCACAGGGGGCGCUGUGGAGAGCCGGCCCAUGGACAUCACACCAGCAUGCAACAAGAUCAGGAGUCUGUGUCUGAGCACGGAUGAAGCAUUCGAACAAGGGAAGAACCUCCCAUUCAUCAACCCGAGCUCCCUGGAGACCCUCAGAGCCUUGGUGCAGGAGAUCCAGAGCAGCGGAGAGACGGACCCGGAGAUCUGGAAGGAUUGCGAGGGUCGAUGGUUGCAUCUGUUUCAGCUGGUCGAGAAGCAAUAUCAAGAGCAGAUACUCGCUCAGCAAGAACAAUAUCAAUGCCAAAUACAGUUGAUUCAGGAUGAGAUUAAAGCCCUGGUUCAGCUCCAGAACCGCCCAGGCAGCAUCCAACCACACACAGACUUCUCUCCAACUUCAGUCACCAAAACCUCCACAAACACAAAAGACUAUAUCUUCCCCCUCAUCUCCACCGACUGCACCGUCCCCAAAAAUGUGGCCAUGGACAACGACAGCCUGGCAGCACCUGCACACACCCCGUUCAGCUCCCCUUCACCUCCGCUCCAGAGAUCGGAGACCGCCAACCACGGGGAGGAGCGGGUGACCACGGUGCUCAGCAGCGGCUACGGGACUCUGUCCACGUGGGAAACGGCCCUGGAGGCUGCUGGGUCUCCGGGGGAAGACGAGGACGGCGGUCAGGGUGGCAGAGAGAAGCUUCACUGGUCCUCCACCUUCCAGGAAGCUACGACAGAGGCGGCUACGAUGGAGAACCAGCAGGAUUUCUUCAACAAGACGACGGUUGAAGUGGAGGAAUGUAACCCGUUAGACUACCAGCAGAAACCAUCUGGCUCCAGUCAGCUGUUGACUUCGUGGGCCCAGAGGCAGAAACUCAGACCUAAGAAGUCUAAAACAGGACAAGGUUCAUCAUCCCAAAUCUCCGAGUACCAGGAGCAGCCUCACAACCCCGGAGAGUCCCACAGACAAAACCCCCUGGAGAGCGCAGACUCCCAGGACCAGCAUCGAGCAGCUGGGCCCUCGUCCAGCUUUUUCCCCCUGAAGAGGAGCGACAGUCUGGUGUCUGAGGCAUCAGGUCUGACUUACUGGCGUCUGAACGAGACUGACAUGUAUCACCCGCUACCGGACAGCCUGGACAGCGGCGCUUACCACCUUCUGCAGGAGGCCUCCAUGAGUCUGACUCCACCUCAGGAGCCUCGGUUGUCUCUCAGAGAAAUCUACCAGAAUAAGCAAAGAGCAGACUUUAAGCGCUCAGACUGGGAAGGCUCUGUUAUUUCCAGUCCUUCGUCUCCGCAGGUGUUGACUUUAGACCCAGGUGUGAACAUGCGGCAGUCAGAUCGUACCUCUGGCUUCACUUCGCCCUCUCACUUCAGCAGCCCGUCGUUCGCCACCCAGCCUCACCUCUACGCCAGAGUCGGGACCCCCGUGACCCCCGACAGCAUGGUGGAGAGCAGUCCCAACCCGGGAGAUACAGACUGCAUCUCUGAUACCUCUAGCGUUUCAGCUGCCGGACCUUCUCCUUAUAAGGUGCAAACGUCGUGGGGAAACCCGUCCCACGUAGCCCCGCCUCCGUCUACCUCCCAGGAUAAGACCCAGCCCCGCUCCCACAAAGCCAGCCACCAACGCAGAGCCAGUGCCCCCUUAGCCAGCGAGGAGGAGGGCAGUCACACCCACACCAGCACUCUGAAGCCUGGUUCAGCCUCUGGUGUUACUCUGGGCCGUGCAGUCAGUCCACACAUGGAGAAAGCGUCAUCACUGGAAGAUCCUGUUGUUCUCUCUCUAUUGAGGCAGAACCUGAGAGAGAAGCACUCUCGACACGUGGCGGAUCUGAAAGCGUAUUACGAGUUUGAGAUCCAAGUCCUACGAGACAAACUCAAACUCAAAGAUCUGCCCCAGGAUUUAGAGAAGAGCAACCAUGCGCUCAUGGAGAGGUGCAAACAACUGGAGAAAGCUCUGGCUGAAGCCACCAAUCAUAUUCAGGAACUGGAGGCAACCAACAGCUUACUGGAGAAAAAACUGGCAGAAUGGCCGGAGCGGUAUGCCGUAGCGGCCGCCACUGUGAAGUCUUUACAGCAGCGGCUUGAAGAAAGCAAACGUUCGGGCAAAGAGAAGGACGCCUUGGCAUCUCGCCUGAAGACCCACGUACGACAGCUGGAGGAGGCGGCGCAGAAAGCCAUCAGAGAGGCGGACGAGAAGGACGCCAGGAGGGAGAGAGAGUACAAGAUGCUCCAGGAUCUGCUUGGAGAAUAUGACUCUUUGGUGAAGGACCACGAAGGACUAAAGAGCAACCUGGUGUCAACAGAAGACAAACUUUUCAAUGCCAAUGAUCAGAUAUCAGAGCUGAAGAGAGUUAUCUCUAAACUGGAGUCUCAGGUGAAGCAGCUGGAGCACGAGAACCAGGCCAGGACCCGUCAGGCUUCCCACAGUAACACACAACCUUCUGGAGCCGGUCUUUACCAUCAUCCCGACCUGCUGCGGUCGCCCACCAAAUGCAGAGCAGAGCCAGAUGUCGCCCGCAGGAAAAAGUCACAGUUCUCUCAAAACAACCAGUCACAUAUGCACAAGAAGUCUCCCAAUCUGUUAAAUGAUCAGUCAUCAGGAACAGGAAGCUCUCUGGACGCCUCGUCAGCUAGCGGGAGCUGGAGGUGUGCUUCUCCUCCAGAGUGUGAGCAGUCUCUGCCGCAGCCUCGACACCAGGAGCAGAGCGGCGGUGGCGGUGGCGGUGGCAGCGGUGGAGGCGGCGGCCAGCGGGAAUCCAGCAGGAGGGACGGAUCCUGCGCUCUGACGCCUGUGAUGAGGGCCCUGAUAGAGCUGGAGGAGACCAGAGCCACAGAGAGCCGGGCCCCCUGUAAGAACAGCUCCAGCACCCACAGGGUCGGCCCUCAGAGGACCACGGUGGGGUUUGUGGAGCGGAGACUCAAAGAGCCGAUCCAGGAGCGAGUCGUGAUCCAGGCGGACAGCGAUGUGGCUAAACCUGGAGGAGGAGCGGCCGGAGCGGAGCGAGGAGGAGGAGGAGGUGGAGCAGCAGUGAAAAGUCGCAAUGGAGCGGAAAGAGCUACGACUCUGCUGAAAGCUCAGAGGAGUUUGUCUCCAGAGGGCCACAGAUCCUCCUCACUUCCUCCUCCAGCACAUCGAAACAUCCCCACUGCUACUACACCCACAAAAAGAGACACUCUACUCCUGCCUCUGUCUGCGAAGUCGAGCCCUAAACGCUGCCCCAGUGAGAACUACUCCACUGCUUUUGGUCACCUGAUGCCACGAGAGGAACACAUGCACAAAAGGUUUGACGGAGACGUCGACCAGAGGCGUCACUCAUUCCACAGCGGCAGCCCCAGGAAGAGACUCCAGUUCACAUCAGCAGACAGAGACGAUGUUCAGCAGCAGCCGGAGUCCUCCAACAGCUUGAACCCACCUGAUGGAAACUCCCAGCUGGGUUGGGAGGAGCGGGCGGUCUGUGGCGGAGGUGGAGGAGGCGUCGCUGGAUCUGACCUGCAGGACUCGUACGAGGAUGCGGCCCCGCUGUUCCUGGACAGGCUGCAUUCUCUGGCCGAGGCCGAGAAACUGUUUGACGAGCUGACGCAGGAGAAACUACAGAUUGAGGCAGCUUUGAGCCGGAUGCCCGGAGCCGGCGGCAGAGUGAGUCUACAGACCCGGUUAGAUGAGGUGGCCUUAGAGAAUCGUCUGGAGAGGCUGAAUCGUGAGCUGGGAUCGAUUCGCAUGACUCUGAAGAGAUUCCACGUCCUCCGCUCCUCCGUUAACAUCUAGCGACGUCCGUGUAAACGACGUUAGCUACGACGUUAGCGACAACGUUUUAAUUUUUUUUUCUAUACCACGCAGCACUGAUUGUCUUUCAGUCUCUCCCUGUGCCAUAAAAACUGGUUUCUCUCUGUACAGCAACUUCCUCCAAACACGGCAUCUUCUUUUCUACGUAUCUACUUAUUACUCGGGGAUACUUUUUUAUAUGUCUGAGAUAUAAAAUAUUACAAUUUUUUCGGAGUAUAUUUUUAGUAAGACACAGAUUUGUACAGUCGUUUACUUUUUUAGUCACAGAAAUAUUAAUAUGAUAUGUUUUAAUUGCCAUAUUUCAGGUUUUUAAAAUAACAUUUAAAAAAAAAAAUCGGAUUAAAAUGUUGUGGAAGAUUUUUAAAAAGGAAAAAAUGGGAGCGA
This is a messenger RNA of Scomber japonicus (chub mackerel), 4404 nucleotides long. RefSeq names its product M-phase phosphoprotein 9. Gene Ontology annotation, cellular component: centriole. The record is from RefSeq and is a predicted model, not a curated record. The transcript is spliced from 24 exons. NCBI's taxonomy places the organism in Eukaryota, Metazoa, Chordata, Actinopteri, Scombriformes, Scombridae. Bases 79 to 4002 code for a protein of 1307 amino acids.